Rhododendron vialii is the source of this 2760-nucleotide messenger RNA. RefSeq lists its product as uncharacterized. Lineage: Eukaryota; Viridiplantae; Streptophyta; Magnoliopsida; Ericales; Ericaceae. The coding region runs from base 217 to 2286 and encodes 689 amino acids. The record is from RefSeq and is a predicted model, not a curated record. The transcript has 8 exons. Gene Ontology annotation, biological process: lipid catabolic process.
UUGGGAAGGUUCAAAAAUGAAAGUGAGAUUAGAUCGUCCACAUCACAGUUGGAAUCAGAAACACCAGAAUUAGCCUAUUACUUCGUUCAGUUGAGAUUCGGAUGCCGUAAACUCGAAGAUAUCCGCGUGGAAAAAAAUCGAGUUUUUCGGGUAAGGAAUCGCUUAACUUAAUCAACUUCUCUCUCCUCGUUGUUUCUCCGAUCUAAUCCGCGUGGAAUGUCUCCCAAGCUUCGGCCUUUUAGGGUUUUGCUUCUUCUCAAUAUCCUGAUCAUGCUCAGAUUUAAGGAUCGCAAACUAAUGGCAACCGCAACUAUGGCCACUGCAGCUGGUGCAGCAGCUCUUUUAUACUAUACACUAAACCGGAAAUUGCAAUCAACCAGGCAUAUAGAAGAUGACGACGAAAAUGUUACUGAUGUACACAAUCAGGUUCCUUUAGGAAUUGAUCGAGUUUCUCAUAGACUUAUUCAAGCCCCUGCAACAUGGUUGGAGACUAUCUCAACGUUGUCGGAGACUCUUAGGUUUACCUAUUCUGAAACUCUAGGGAAGUGGCCAAUUGGGGAUUUGGCAUUUGGGAUCAACUUCCUUUUAAAGAGGCAGGGAAACUUGCACGUCGCAAAUAUAUUUGCUGGGGAAGAAAGUUUACAGCUUAAAGGGCCUGAAAUAACUGCUGAGCUUAGACAUCUCUUAAAUUUGUUGACUCUUUGCUGGCACUUCUCGAAGAAACCAUUCCCAUUAUUUUUAGAGGAGACUGGUUAUUCGAAGGAAAAUGUUCUUCUUCAGGAACCUAAAGCUGGAAUUUUGAAGCCGGCUUUUACAAUACUAGCUGACCACAACACAAAAACUUUCCUCUUACUAAUUCGUGGAACUCAUAGUAUCAAGGAUACUCUAACUGCUGCAACUGGAGCGGUGGUGCCUUUCCAUCACUCUGUUGUGCAUGAGGGGGGAGUUAGUAAUUUGGUUUUAGGUUAUGCACAUUGUGGAAUGGUUGCAGCUGCUCGCUGGAUAGCAAAGCUUGCAACUCCUUGUCUUACUAAAGCAUUCGAGGAACAUCCUGAUUAUAAAAUUAAGAUUGUGGGGCACUCCUUGGGCGGAGGCACUGCAGCACUUUUAACAUAUGUACUACGUGAGAGGAAGGAAAUGUCAACAGCUACCUGUGUGACAUUUGCAGCUGCCGCAUGCAUGACAUGGGAGUUGGCGGAAUCAGGCAAUGACUUUAUUACUUCAGUUAUAAAUGGAGCUGAUUUGGUGCCUACAUUCUCAGCUGCUUCAGUAGAUGACUUACGUGCUGAGGUGACUGCGUCUGCUUGGCUGAAUGACCUGAGGAAUCAGAUUGAACGUACAAGGAUCCUUAGUACCGUCUAUCGAUCUGCGUCGGCUUUGGGGUCUCGGCUUCCAUCAAUUGCUAGCGCUAGAGCAAAAGUUGUUGGGGCGGGUGCAAUUCUGCGUCCUGUUUCCAAUGGUACACAGGUUGUGAUGAAAAGAGCACAAAGCAUGGCUCAGGCAGCAUGGUCGCGUCCUUCGAUGCAGUUAUCCUCAUGGUCAUGCAUAGGGCCCCGCCGUCGUGCUGCAGCUACUUCUCAUUCAUGCUCUAAAGAAGAGGGGGGUACUUUAGAAUAUUCCCCUAGAACAGAAACUUCUGAGCCUUUUCUUUUGGGCUCUCAUGAGAGUACAACUAUGGUAGAAGCCACAGAACCAUCUGUUUUAUCAUCUGAAGCAAUCCUAUGGGAUUCAGAAAUACAGUGUUCCUGUUCUGGUGAGGUGGGUCAACACGCUGAGAUGGGUCUUGAUCUUGACGAAGGUGAAGAUAUCAUGGAACAUGAUACAAAUGAAGACCGGAUGACUGAAGUUGAGUUGUGGCAGCAAAUUGAAAACGAGCUUUACAACCGGACGGAAGGUGAGGAAGCUGACAAGGCAAAGGAAAUAAGGGAAGAAGAAGAAGCAGCCAUUGCUGAGGUAGCUGAGAGCAAUCCCCAAAGCUCUGUGCCAGAAAUGAAGGAAGUGCACAGAUUUUUGCCUCCCGGAAAGAUUCUGCAUAUUAUUACAUUUAUGCCGGAAAUGAAGGGGAGUGACAGUGGUGAUAGCACUAGUUCUGGUGAGACAGACGACGGAAGCCAGCCGCCAGCAGAGACUAAGGUGGGGAUAUUCCUCACCCCUAGGUCAUUGUAUAGCAAACUGAGGCUUUCACAGACCAUGAUAGCUGACCAUUUCAUGCCAGUUUAUAGAAGACAAAUAGAAAAACUGAUUACUGCACUUGAGGAAGAAGCAGCUUCUGAGACAGUUUUGUAGGGAUCAUUCGGCAAUAAGAUACAGAUUUAGUCAGACUCUUGUUCCAACUCCAUGUUUUUGAAGCAGUAAUCCUUUCAUUUCCAUUGUUGCAAUGAGAAAGCAAGGUGGUGGAACCCUAAAGAGUUAGAUGCUUUGGUUGGAGCUGCUGAAAGAAGAUGUGUGCUGCUGCCACUUCCACAUGAUUCCGGAAAUCCCUGUAAAUUAGUGUUGGGUUAGAAACCAUAGCUCCUUUGUAUUUCAAUCAAGUAUCUAUAUGCCCCAUUUCUUAUUAUUAAUUACUUAGCUGACUUUGUAAUGUCUUAUUAAGUUAUAGGGUAGUCAAUUACAUGUGCGCUUCAGUUUAGAAAUAAGGUUUUCCAGCAGCCUGGCUGAUUUGCUUCGGAUGCAAAUGACCAAUUUUCUGAACUCUUCAGACUGUGUUUGGAUCUUGCAUUUAUGAAGGGAAAUAGAAAAGGAGAAGUGUUUCUUGUUUUA